UUUUUUUUUUUAGACAUGGUUUCGCUCUGUCGCCCAGGCUGGAGUGCAGUGGCGCGACCACCGCUUAUUGCGGCCUCGACCUCUCGGGCUCCAGUUAUCCUCCCACCUCAGCCUUCCAAGUAGGUGGGACCACAGGCACCACCACGCCAAGCCCGUAUAUGGUUUCCAAAUAAGACAAAUUGCAAAAAACGUUGCCAGACAGCGUUCGCUGGUUUGGGCCGUCACUGGGAAUGGCUCGUGUCCGUCUAGAUACUCAGAGGCCGAGUACAGUCCUCAGUAGGGCUGCUCGGCGGGUACACAGCUGACGCUGGUCCUUGGGCUUAUGGGAGUGGGAACGACUUUCAACUCGGCCGCAGACCAGGAAGGCGUUCUGACCUGCUAGAUUUCCGGGAGAAGGACCCCAUCCCGGUACCUAGAGCGUCUCCCUUAGCCGGCGUGGGCCAACGCCAGUUACCUCACGAACACUGAACUGGCGCCUGCGCCUCUCUGUACUUCCCGCUCUUUCUUCAAGUCACUUCUACCCGGCGAGCCCGCCCUGCCGCCAAUCGUCAUUUCCGGCGGGUGCUCUGCGUCAUUUACGUCGUCACUUCCUGCCGAUACCGGUGUGGACGGUGUGAAUCGUGGCUGGCCCGGUUCUCCGCUUCUCCCCAUCCCCUACUUUCCUCCCUCCCUCCCUUUCCCUCCCUCGUCGACUGUUGCUUGCUGGUCGUAGACUCCCUGACCCCUCCCUCACCCCUUCCUAACCUCGGUGCCACCGGAUUGCCCUUCUUUUCCUGUUGCCCAGCCCAGCCCUAGUGUCAGGGCGGGGGCCUGGAGGAGCCCGAGGCGCUGCAGCAGAAGAGAGAAAAGACAACGACGACCCUCAGCUCGCCAGUCCGGUCGCUAGGUUCGCCGCCGCCAUGACAAUGAGACAGACGCCGCUCACCUGCUCUGGCCACACGCGGCCCGUGGUUGAUUUGGCCUUCAGUGGCAUCACGCCUUAUGGGUAUUUCUUAAUCAGCGCUUGCAAAGAUGGUAAACCUAUGCUACGCCAGGGAGAUACAGGAGACUGGAUUGGAACAUUUUUGGGUCAUAAAGGUGCUGUUUGGGGUGCAACACUGAAUAAGGAUGCCACCAAAGCAGCUACAGCAGCUGCAGAUUUCACAGCCAAAGUGUGGGAUGCUGUCUCGGGAGAUGAAUUGAUGACCCUGGCUCAUAAACACAUUGUCAAGACUGUGGAUUUCACGCAGGAUAGUAAUUAUUUGUUAACCGGGGGACAGGAUAAACUGUUACGCAUAUAUGACUUGAACAAACCUGAAGCAGAACCUAAGGAAAUUAGUGGUCAUACUUCUGGUAUAAAAAAAGCUCUAUGGUGCAGUGAGGAUAAACAGAUUCUUUCUGCUGAUGACAAAACUGUUAGACUUUGGGAUCAUGCUACUAUGACAGAAGUGAAAUCUCUAAAUUUCAAUAUGUCUGUUAGUAGUAUGGAAUAUAUUCCUGAGGGAGAGAUUUUGGUUAUAACUUAUGGACGAUCUAUUGCUUUUCAUAGUGCAGUAAGUUUGGACCCAAUUAAAUCCUUUGAAGCUCCUGCAACCAUCAAUUCUGCAUCUCUUCAUCCUGAGAAAGAAUUUCUUGUUGCAGGUGGUGAAGAUUUUAAACUUUAUAAGUAUGAUUAUAAUAGUGGAGAAGAAUUAGAAUCCUACAAAGGACACUUCGGUCCUAUUCACUGUGUGAGAUUUAGUCCUGAUGGAGAACUCUAUGCCAGUGGUUCAGAAGAUGGAACAUUGAGACUAUGGCAAACUGUGGUAGGAAAAACAUAUGGCCUUUGGAAAUGUGUGCUUCCUGAAGAAGAUAGUGGUGAGCUGGCAAAGCCAAAGAUUGGUUUUCCAGAGACAACAGAAGAGGAGCUAGAAGAAAUUGCUUCAGAGAAUUCAGAUUGCAUCUAUCCUUCAGCUCCUGAUGUUAAGGCCUGAGUGUCAAUCAUAUGUCGCAGUUAGUAUACAACUGACUAAAACAAGCAAGCAGAGAAAAGCAUCAGCCUUCCAGAGUUACUCUGCUUAAGGCAGAAACAGCAGUAAAUAAUGAGGAAAAUGAAUUAGCUCCAGUGCUGGAACAACUAACUUGGUGUUACCUGUAAGUGAAAACUCAAGUGUCAGAUGAAGGGAGGUGGAGUUAUCCUCUUAUAGUACAGUGGCCUGUUAACUUUUUAAUGAAUAUAUACAAGCCAACAUCCAAUUUCUAUUAUUACAAUUAGGGUUCUUGUAGCUGUUUAUGUUGUUAUGGAGAAGAAAACUAUAUUGGCUUAUUUUUCUGAUCUUAAAGCAGAAUGCCUUUUUUUUUUGCUUCAGUUGUAAAGUAGAGGGAAUACAUGAUAAAGUAACUGGUUUGAUUUCUCUUUCAUUGUACGCUGCUUCUGAACAUCUAAUUGUUUUUAGUUGUCUGAAUAAAAUGCCUCUAAAACAAAA
Messenger RNA from Nomascus leucogenys (northern white-cheeked gibbon), 2444 nucleotides. RefSeq names its product serine/threonine kinase receptor associated protein (gene STRAP). The record is from RefSeq and is a predicted model, not a curated record. Lineage: Eukaryota; Metazoa; Chordata; Mammalia; Primates; Hylobatidae. Gene Ontology annotation, cellular component: SMN complex. Gene Ontology annotation, molecular function: RNA binding; protein binding. Gene Ontology annotation, biological process: spliceosomal snRNP assembly.